AUGUCGUCCGCACCGCCAAGAGCCACGGUCGAGGAUUUCGAGGACCCCGACGACCCCUACGCCCCUUACCAGCCACGGCGGAGCGGACGCAGCGGCUCGAGGGGCGCACGAUCAUCCACAGCCGCUUCGAGCUCCAGCACCUCGCAGACCUCUUCCAGAUCCACUGCUUCGUCUUCCUCCACACACGCAUACCCGAACGAUGCCCGCUCAGCCGGCUCGUCUCGGACGUCCGAUAUGCGCAGCAGCUAUGGCCAGAACAGCACAGCCUCGGACAUCUACGAGCGGUCUGCGUCGUCGGGAACACAGGGCUCCUUCCCACGAGAGGGCGGCGAUGAAGAGCCUCUCUUUGGCGGUCGGCCCUUCCGAGACGCGCAUGACCCUUCCGCAGCCGCCGAAGCGACGUCGGGCGACCCGAGCCGAGCUACGGACAAGGAGUAUCUCUACGCACUUCUCAAUGUGCCUUCGGAUGCGUCGGCAGAGGCGAUCAAGGAUGCCUACCGCGCACUCGCCGUAGUGCUGCAUCCGGACAAGCACAACGACCCCGCCAGAAAGAGCGCCGCCGAGUCGCGCUUCCGCGAAGUCCAGCGCGCCUACGAGAUCCUCUCGGAUCCAGAGAAGCGCACCGUCUACGACUAUUUCGGAGAAGAAGGGCUCAAGUCGUCCUGGUCCGUCGCCGUGCGUGGUAGGAGCCCGCACGAGAUGCAGGCCGAGUUCGAGAGGGAGCGCAGACGCAAGCAGGCCGCCGAUGCCGAGGCGCUCGUCAAGAGCAAAGGCGACUUUACCGCACACAUCGACGCCACCGCGCUCUUCGCUCCUGCAAGUCGCAUCCCGCGUCGCCAACCAUCUCAGCCUCGAGUGCCAGCGGUCGGCAAGGAUGCCCAGCCUGGCGUUGCCCCCGAUACCUCGGCUGACGCUGGUAUCGCAGCAAUGCAGGGUCUGGGUGUCGCCGGCUUCCCACGCACCGUCACCAUGGCCGAGCGCAUCAGCCGCGUCGGCUGCACCCAGCUCAUCGGCAAGCACGGCUUCGAGACGCAGGUCACCAACCGCACCUCGGCCACCUUUUCCGGACAGAUGGUCAGUCGCAACGGCCUCGGCGGCGGCAACCUCGUCGGCACGCUCAAGACGCACUGGUCGCCGCGCCUCUUCACCGAAAUUACCCUCUCCUUCCUUCGCCCGCAGAUCAUCACCACCAAGGGCCAGUUCACCCUCGACGCCAACUCGUUCUUCUCGUGGCAGUCGACGAUGCAGACGUUGCUCAUGCCACCCACCUUCAACCUCACCUACGGCCAGCGCCUCUCGUCCAAGUCGACGCUCACCGGCUUCACCACCGUGCGCAGCGGCACCUACAGCCUGCUCGGCUGGGGCGCCGAGGUGCCCGGCCAGACGCUCGUGCGCCGAGAGCCUGCGGCUGUGUCCGUCGGACUCACCAAGCAGAUCGGAGAAGGACGCGGCUGGACAACGCAGACGAGCAUCUCGCCCGUAGACCAGAACAUCUCGGUCGACUAUGCGCUGCCCGUGCUCGGCGGCGUCAAGCUGCGCAGCGGCUUCAACAUCGGCACUGGCUCGGGCCUCUCGGCAUUCACAUCCGCCGAGCGUCGGCUGACGGAAAACGUGCGCCUUGCACUCGGCCUCAACUGCGCCUUACCCGUCGGCGGCGUUACGCUGCGCAUCAAGGUCAACCGCCUCGGCCAGAAGAUCGCGCUGCCCAUCCUGCUCGCGCGCGAGUUCAGGUCGGAUCUCGUGGUGCUCUUCACCGUUGUUCCGGCAGCAGCGUACACCGCGUUGCACUGGGGCGUGCUCGAGCCGCGCAAGCAGCGCCGCCUGCGAAAUCGGCUCGGCGAGCUGCGCGCUGCUAAUAGCGAUCUCAUUCUCGAGCGGCGACAGGCGGCGCUCGAUGCGCUGGCGCUGCUGCGCGACCAGGCCUCCAAGAAGGCGCGCUCCGAGCUCGCCCGAUCGGGCCUCGUGAUCAUCAGUGCCGUCUAUGGCCGGCGCGAUGCCUUCCCUCCCGCGCUCGACGCUGGAGCGGACGCGGCACAGGCAGCCUCGCAGGUGUGGUCCGAACCGCCGGCGCUACCGGUAGACAACGAGCAGGCGGAUGUGCAGAAUGAGGCGUACUGGGAUGCCACCAUCGCCGUGCAGGCGCUCGUGAAUCACUCGCAACUCAUCGUGCCCGCCGCACGCUCCAAGUCGUAUCUGCUCGGCUUCCACGAUCCGGUCAUGGGCGAGAAGAAACACCUGCGCGUCACCUACGCCUUCCGCGGCCAGCUGCACCAGGUCCAGGUGCAGGACCUCGCCGAACUCGCCAUGCCCAUGCGCAUCCACCAGCUCUCCUAG
Moesziomyces antarcticus is the source of this 2334-nucleotide messenger RNA. RefSeq names its product DnaJ-domain-containing protein. Gene Ontology annotation, biological process: cristae formation. The coding region runs from base 1 to 2334 and encodes 777 amino acids. The record is from RefSeq and is a predicted model, not a curated record. NCBI's taxonomy places the organism in Eukaryota, Fungi, Basidiomycota, Ustilaginomycetes, Ustilaginales, Ustilaginaceae. The transcript has a single exon.